GGUUAACCCUUCCGAAGCCGUGUCGCCGGGGCAGUUGCUGGUUGAGAGACGUCGCCGUGGACGAGGAGGAGGAGGAGGCCUCUCUCACUCUCUCUCUGCCUCCAGGGCUGAAGGGGCCCGAGGCCGGCAUGGAGAGGCAGCAGCCGGGGGGGCCUGGCCGGGUCCCUCUCCCUCCCUCUCCCCAGGAAUGCCCCUCCUUCCCUCCUUGCGAGGCGGGGACCCGCGCCCAUCCCGACGUGCGGCUGAAGACACGCGUCUUGGAGCUUUGAUCUUCUGACGAGCCUGACACUCCACGGUGCACUUGGCUUCAUCGAGAUGGAACAUGGCCCAAGUAAAUAGCACAAGGAAGCCCAAGCGGAUCACCGAAAGGCCAGAGCUCGCCUGAGGGGAAGAGGCACUGUUGGACGUUCCCGGCCCAACAGAAGGAAGGAUGGCCCGCUCCGGCAUCUGGAACCGCCUCAAGUCCAUGCUGAGGAAGAACGAUGACGCCUUGUUCUUGAAUGACUGCAGUGCCUUUGACUUCUCGGACGAGGGGGGCGAGGAGGACAUCCCCAGGUUCAACAAGCUGCGGGUGGUGGUUUCGGAGGAGGCGGGUGAGGCCUCCGCCAACGGGACUCACGUGGGACCCCAUUCCGACGACGAAUCCUUGCUGGACAGGGAUGUGGCUCCGCGGAGCGCCCAGGCCGGCCCCGGGACUGACCCUUGCCACAACUGCAGCAAAGAACGGGAGCGGGCGAAGCAGAAGAAGGUGAAGAGGCGCCUGAUCCUGGCAGCCAUCCUCUAUCUCCUCUUCAUGACAGGGGAGCUGAUAGGUGGAUAUGUUGCAAACAGCCUCGCAAUCAUGACGGAUGCACUUCAUAUGCUAACUGACCUCAGCGGCAUUAUUCUGACCCUGCUUGCUUUGUGGUUGUCUGCAAAAUCGCCUACCAAAAAUUUCACCUUUGGCUUCCAUCGCUUAGAGGUUUUGUCUGCCAUGUUCAGCGUGUUGCUGAUUUAUAUCCUUAUGGUUUUCCUCUUGUAUGAAGCUGUGCAAAGGACCAUCCACAUGGACUACGAAAUCAAUGGGGAUGUCAUGCUUAUUACCGCCGCUGUUGGUGUGGCUGUCAACCUCAUAAUGGGCUUUCUGCUGAACCAGUCGGGCCACCUUCACUCGCAUUCGCACGCUCCAUCCUCCGUCCCUCCACCGAAUCCCUCUGCCUCGGCGUCUGGGCACAGCCAUGGCCACAACAGCCUGGCCGUCAGAGCUGCGUUCGUACACGCUUUAGGGGACCUGGUCCAGAGCAUUGGUGUUCUCGUAGCUGCGUACAUCAUUCGCUUCAAGCCAGAAUACAAGAUUGCAGACCCGAUAUGCACAUACGUAUUCUCCAUUCUUGUGGCUUUCACAACAUUUCGAAUCAUCCGGGACACUGGAAUAAUUGUACUUGAAGGUGUCCCAAGACAUUUGAAUGUGGAACUCAUUAAAGAAGAGCUAAUGAAAAUCGAAGAUGUGUUUUCAGUGCAAAACCUCAACAUCUGGUCACUAACUGCAGGAAAAACUAUUGUCGUAGUCCACUUGCAAUUAGUUCCUGGUGCCUCAUCCAAGUGGGAAGACGUCCAGGGCAAGGCCAGGCGGUUGCUGCUGAACACCUUUGGGGUCUAUCAGUGCUCAGUCCAGCUUCAGAGUUACCAGCGAGAAGAAAGCAAACCCUGCACAAACUGCCAAGGAUCUAGUGCCUAAUUUUUUCCACACUUUUAAGUGGAGGGACUCCCUGCCUUAUUCUUUUUCAAUCUUGCAGCCAAAAGACCACAAAGCAAUAAAAAAGCGAACCGAGAUUUACAAACAUUACAGAAUCCUUUCGGUCUGGGGUUGCAUUCGCAGGCAGUGCAACGGAAAGGACUGGGAAUGAGCAAAAAGCUCUGGGUCAGGAGGACGACCCUUUCCAUGGAGAUGAAGUUAUCUCUCCCACUAUUCCGUUUUGCUAGGGUUUUUUUCUUGCCAGUGUAUCUCCGGUAAGUUGUUUACAGAUUGCAUUACAACUGGGCAGAUACCUCAUUCCGUACUCUUCCAUGUUGUCAUUUGUCAACGGUACUUUUCCUAUGCUCCGAAAAGGGCCUCAGGAAUUUACUACUUGAGUUUCUGAGAAGACUUGAGAAAAGGGCAAUCAUGUCCACAACCGCUAGAUACGUUCAUGAUUCCUGGACUGGUUCCGCAGUAUUCUAUUCCCUUCACAAGAGCCAGGUUUGUCAUUCCUUUGCCUGAAAACCCAAGUCGUUGCAGGCGUAACAGAACCCUUUCUUCACAGAAACUUGAACUCAUCCUUGGCAGUGUAACUUUUACAGGAGCCAGUCGCGGAAAAGUAACUUCACCUGCGCUCCAAGCGACGGGAGGUCUUUUACCGAGGACAAGCUGCCUUUUCCUUAAGACGUCGAGGCUGGACCCGCUCUGUUGGGAAGGAUUGGGGUUUUGUUUUUGUGUCUUUUGUAUCUUUUUGACAUAGGACUUGUACUGUAGGGGGAAAAAAGGUGUAUCUCAUUUCUUCAACUGUAAACGUUCGGCUUUGAGAUGUUUUCUUUCUUACGGAUCAUCUUGACUUUCUAAUGUUCUAACCUGCUUCAAGAAGUCCGUCGGUGAGCACGAAUCUUGCGUCUCGUCAAGACGUAUGCUGUCGCCGCCACUUUGGGAUCGAUUUGCAAAAGAUACAGGGCUCUAUAGAAUUUGCAAACGAGUUGACUCUGAUGUAGAUAUUCAGAAAAUACGAGAGGAUAAAGAUACUUCAUCUCCAAUGCAAUCCCCAAGGGUUUAGAACGGCGAGAAUCUGCCUUUUGCAUUUCCUUUCCGUUCAUAUGCGUCUUCUGCAUGACAAUGUGCUAAAAUGUGCCAGUGAAACAUAAGUGAUUUGGUGAACAGUACUGCUUUCCAGUCAUAAAGGAGAGCUUUUUUUGUUUUUUCUGCUCUCUUUGCCAGUCUAAAAAGUAACCAUCUUUUCUGACCUGUGCUGAAUUGCAGGCCUUCAGUGAGCUGCAUUGGAGGCACCAAAUUAUUUGAAGGUUCUUCGUAAUUGUUCGAAGGGGAAGCCACUGAAAGGCAGAUACGUCGCUUUCGGUUCAUCAGAGUGAAUGUAGAUUAUUGCUCAAAUCAGAAUGAAUGUAGAUUAUUGCUGCCAAUAAUGGCCACCGCCCUAUCGGUAAGUCCCCAGUCGAGUAGACCCAUUGAAUCAAUGGUUGUAGAGCGUCAACCCAUUGCUCAAUCCUGGAUCUACCUGUAGUAAAAACUAACAACAGAACACAGGCCGUUAAUAAUAAUUAUCAAAGAACAGGGCUUGGUUUCGCUUUCUUUGCACCUGCUUUGAUUCAUCAAUACGAAUAGCAUUUCGGGUUUAAAAAGUAUAGUUUCUAACCCAAUUCAGUUUUAGACCCAACUAAUGUAGGUCUAGGGAAUGCAAUAGGGUUUAGAUUGGGAUUGAAUAACAAGUGCUAUUUGCUUCACUGAAAUCGAAGUAGUCCUUGGUCUUUGCUUAUGAGAUUGGGAGCAAUCGGUUUUGUUUAUGUCGCUGGUAAAAGGUUAUAUUCCUCUGAUUUUGUUUUGUACUUGGGACAAACAAGCUGGAAAACUGCACUGUUUGAUCACAACAAGGCAGAGAAAUAUGCGAUGUUACCAAUUACCAGCAUAUUUUGACUAAUUGAAUAAAUACUUAGAGCAGAUAGCCAGGCAUCCGUAAAUAGUUCCUUCAUGGAUUGAUUAUUACUGUAAUCUCUUUAAGGACUGAUAUUUGUCUUCUGAUAAGGCACAUUUUGAUAAAAUUUAAUCAGUUUGUGAAAGAAACUGAAAAUUAUUACAACAUAUGGUAAUUAAAUAUUUCAGUAAAGGUUAUUGUCAUAUACCUUUCCACCUUUAUUGUAAUAUACAUUGUGAUGUUUUUGUUUUUUUUUACAAAAAUAUCACAACAAUUGGGAGUUAGUGCCAUGAUUAGCCUGUUAAGAUGUCUGCCUACCCAACAGACUGUUCCUCGUCGUCGAAACUAGUCAACUUUUUCUAUUGCUCACCCCCAGGACAAAACUCAGUAUUAACAAGCGCAAAAUGCACUAUUUUUUUACCUUUUCGAAAGCAAGAGUGGUAAUCUUACAAUACAGUAUGAUGCGUUUCCAGCCCAGAGACGAAGAGCUGGUAUCUUUGCAGACCGCACCCCCCCCCAACCCAAAGUCCGCCAUUACUACAAAGCCAUAUCACAGUUUGUGAAAAAAAAAUGGUGUUUUCCCUUCAAUAUAACUUUUCUGGGAGUCAGGUUUUGUUUUUGUUUUUUGCACAUGACGGUAUUCAUUACAGAUAUUUCAUUAAGUUAGCUUUUACGGUACACAUGAUUAGAAACUGGGAUUUUAGCAGAUCUAUGCUGUACUUGGGCAUUUUUACAAUUGUACUUACAUUCUAUAUAUUUGUUUAAUGAGACAACUGUGUUGCUUUCUUGUGGAUUUAUUAAAUCAGUUAUUAAAACUG
Molecule: messenger RNA, 4471 nt
Organism: Anolis sagrei ordinatus
Lineage: Eukaryota; Metazoa; Chordata; Lepidosauria; Squamata; Anolidae
Gene: SLC30A4
Product: solute carrier family 30 member 4
Biological process (GO): zinc ion transmembrane transport; response to zinc ion
Cellular component (GO): plasma membrane
Molecular function (GO): zinc ion transmembrane transporter activity
Source: RefSeq, a predicted model, not a curated record